Messenger RNA from Alternaria alternata, 1539 nucleotides. Its product is annotated as FtsJ-domain-containing protein. Gene Ontology annotation, molecular function: rRNA (uridine-2'-O-ribose)-methyltransferase activity. Bases 1 to 1074 code for a protein of 357 amino acids. Gene Ontology annotation, cellular component: mitochondrion. The record is from RefSeq and is a predicted model, not a curated record. The transcript has 6 exons. Gene Ontology annotation, biological process: RNA methylation. Lineage: Eukaryota; Fungi; Ascomycota; Dothideomycetes; Pleosporales; Pleosporaceae.
AUGCUAUCACGUCGCCUAUUCCGGCAGCUCACCGAUAGCUUGCUACUGGAAUCGACAUGUCGUCCAGUAGCAUCAGCCUGCUUUGCCUCAACAUGUGCGACCCGUGACUUUCGUCAACCAAGAAAUGUGCCCUCAUCUCGUCGUUCGUCUUCAUCUUCGACCAAAUGGAAGUCACGUCAAGGCAGGGACUUCUUCUCCAAAGAAGCUAAAGUCCAGGGUUUAAAGAGCCGCGCUGCAUUCAAGUUGCUCGAGCUCAACGGCAAGCACAAGCUAUUCAAACCCGGACAAACCAUUGUUGAUCUUGGAUUUGCACCAGGGUCAUGGUCUCAGGUCGCUGCAAAUCGUACUGCCCCAGAUGGUCGCGUCAUAGGUAUAGAUUUGAUACCUGCACAACCACCAAGAGGUGUCUCCACUAUACAAGGCGAUUUUCUCUCACCUGUGAUCCAGGACGAGGUUCGAGCCUAUGUCCGAGAUCCAGAAUUGGGCCGACUUAGGAGGCAAGUUUCUGCAAAGGCGGAUGAGGGGGUUACUGAAGAAGAGCUGGACGACAUGGAACGUGGGUACAUUGAUAUUGAGCGACAAGCUCAUCUAGACGGUGCAGAACUCGAGCCGAUCGGGCGGCUAGCAGAGGGUAGUGACGCAGACCAAGAGGAUCUGUCAAGGCUCUCGGUCAAGGAGAGGGAUGCGCGGCAAGGCAGAGCAGUGGACGUUGUGCUCAGCGACAUGUCAGAACCCUGGGACCAAACGGCCGGCUUCUACAAGAAGAGCCUUAGUGACCCAUAUUCUAGGUUGAUGAACACGAGUGGAAACGCGUUUAGAGACCACGCUGGUAGUAUGGACUUGUGCAUGGCUGCCAUGACAUUCGCAUUCGAUACACUGAAGACUGGCGGUCACUUUCUCUGCAAGUACUACAAGGGGUCAGAGGAAAAGGCGUUUGAGACGAAGCUCAAGCGUCUCUUUGCCAAAGUGUACCGAGAGAAACCGGAGUCGUCACGCGCGGAAUCAAGAGAGGCGUACUUUGUAGCACUGCGCCGCAAAGAGACGCCCACAAAGGAGGAGGUCUUUCAAGAAUAACAAAGGAAUUUACACAUGUUCAGUGUGGAGUGGUAUCUAUACAUAUUACUUCGGUCCGAAAUAUGUACUGUAGAUCCCGAGGAGUGAUCACGUUUUGCGCUCUCUACACCGAGACUUUCCUCUUCGGCGCCAUGUUCCGACGUCAUGCAGCCACAUGGAUAUAUCACACACACUGGAAGGAGUGUUGAGGACUGGGACCCGGUUAACGAGGCCAUCCACACACCGCGUGAUGAGCUAAGGGCUCGCUUAGAAUCGCAGGAUGAGAACCUAUGAUGUAGUUACACUCGAUUGCCAAGCUCAUCACGAAUACAACGUGGCGUUUUUAGAUGAGGCAGGAGUGCACAAGGGAGAGGGAUAGCAAAUGUGAGGUACAAGGCAGAGAUGUGUGCUGCUUCCAAAUCGCCCCAUGGCGGCCCCGUCUUUCCCAGGAGUCAGGGACAUGGCACAUGCAAGUGGCCGUUUAUU